GUCAACAUCCUGUACAACUAUGCCAUGGCUGUGUGCAUGAAUCCGGGGGUGCCCCCGGAGUUUCCAGGCGAGGCGCUUGAAAGCAAGGACGGAGAGCUCGGGGACUAUGCCCCGGCACCCAAGCAGUGCCACAAGUGCUUGAAGCUGAAGCCUCCGCGCGCGCACCACUGCAGUGUCUGCAAGACCUGCGUGAUGAAGAUGGAUCAUCAUUGCCCGUGGAUCAACAACUGCGUCGGCAUCAACAACUAUCGGUACUUCUGCCUGUUCAUGCUCUUCUUGGCCAUGGGCUGCCUGUACUACACUGUCUUGGGCUCUCGCCUCUUCUUCCAAGCGCUGGCGCCGGCCAGGAAAAGGACAAUCAAGCUCAAGUUUGAGGACAUCCAGUGUGUCACACUCUCUUGGCUGGUGAGUAUCUGCAUCUUCUGUGCGAUCUGCCUUCUUGGCGGCUUCCACCUGUACCUCGUCCUCACCAAUCAGACCACCAUCGAGUUUCACACGAACAUGGCUGGUCGACAGAUCGCACGCAA
Messenger RNA from Symbiodinium sp. CCMP2456, 527 nucleotides. NCBI's taxonomy places the organism in Eukaryota, Dinophyceae, Suessiales, Symbiodiniaceae. The record is from the annotation of a GenBank genome assembly.